AUGGAAAAUUACUUAAACGAAGAAUCAAACUCUGUUUAUGAUUAUCACCAUGUUUCGCGUAGCAUCUCAAGAACCACGUCUAGUGCAACGGAAGUUUCUACUUCUGUUAGUCGUUCGGUGGGGGACGUCAACUGGUACCGCCAGCUUUGGUGGAAUACUG
This is a messenger RNA of Acaulospora morrowiae, 160 nucleotides long. Lineage: Eukaryota; Fungi; Glomeromycota; Glomeromycetes; Diversisporales; Acaulosporaceae. The record is from the annotation of a GenBank genome assembly.